This is a messenger RNA of Microplitis mediator, 1430 nucleotides long. RefSeq names its product Golgi SNAP receptor complex member 2 (gene Membrin). The record is from RefSeq and is a predicted model, not a curated record. Lineage: Eukaryota; Metazoa; Arthropoda; Insecta; Hymenoptera; Braconidae. The transcript has 2 exons. Gene Ontology annotation, molecular function: SNARE binding; SNAP receptor activity. The coding region runs from base 151 to 789 and encodes 212 amino acids. Gene Ontology annotation, cellular component: endoplasmic reticulum membrane; ER to Golgi transport vesicle membrane; late endosome membrane. Gene Ontology annotation, biological process: vesicle fusion; vesicle-mediated transport.
CAAUGAUGGCGCCAUCAACAAUUACUCCACAUCAAGAGCAUGGCAAUAGGACAAUAUUACACGUCAUUAUUAUAAAAUCUCAUUAAUUAUUUUUAGUGUGAAUAAUAAAUUAAAAUCACAAGUUUAGCAAUAAAUUAUCAGCAACAAACAAUGGAAGCACUUUAUCAUCAAACAAAUAAAUUAGUACAAGAAACCCAGCAUCUUUUCACGCAGCUGGACAGACCUUUGCCCAAUGUUGAUUUAAAUACUAUUGAAAGCGACAUACUCGCUAAAAUAAAUUUAAUAAACAGCAAUUGUGAAAAAUUGGAUGUGCUAUGUCUGAAAGGGCCAAUAGCACAGCGGCAGAAUGCAAAAAUGCGUGUAGAUCAAUUAAAAUAUGACAGUAGGCAUUUAAAUGCUGCUUUAAAUUCAUGGAAAAGUCAGCAGUACCGGCGUAAACAGGAAGAAGAAGAAAGAGAGGCACUUUUAUCACGUCAAUUUACGACAAAUGAUCAUAUUGACAUCAUGAUUGAUCAUACUAUUCAACAUAAUAAUCAAGUCAGAAAUGCCAAUGAUGGUAUCGACAAUUUACUCCAACAUGGUUCGGGUAUUUUAGAAAAUUUAAGGUCACAAAGAAUGACAUUGAAAGGCGCACAUAGACGUCUAAUAGAUAUCGGUAAUACUUUGGGAUUAUCGAAUACGACGAUGCGAUUAAUUGAAAAUCGUGCACGUCAGGAUGGUUUUAUCUUAGUCGGUGGUAUUGUAAUUACAUGUAUAAUUAUAACACUUGUUGUAAUAUAUAUGACAUGAAAUUUAACUUAUAAAUUAUUAUUAUUAUUAUUAUUAUUAUUUAUGUAUAUUAUUGACAUUCCUUAAUUAAAUUAUAAUCUUUGUACAUAUUGCAAUAAAAACAAAUAAUUGUAAAUUUAAAAUGAUGAAUUAUUUUUUCAUCUUAAAUUUGUAAAAAAUAUUUAUAUUAUAAUGAUUGCUAUUUAGAAUUAUUUUAUAUUUUAUCGUGUAUUAAAUAAAUAAUUAUAUUUAAUUAAGUCUUUUGAGAUUCUAGCGUCAAUUGGGCAAAACACGGAGACAAUUGUUCCUGAUCAUUUUCUGUUUGGCAGGAAGUGUCUUGAUCACAAAUUAUAUCAUCUAAAGCUCGACGCACCUGUAUUCGUAAUUGGUUAGCAACUUUUUUAACUGAUGAAUGAUUAUGUUUUAUUUGAGUGACGCACGCGGUAAACCCGCUCCAAGGUGAUGCUGAGGUGUGGCUUAAAUACAAUUCUUUCCAUAGAUUAAUACUGAUAGGCGCUACACUAGGCCAAAUAACACCAGGAUUAGGCUCAUAUAAUGGAUUUAACCAUUUUUCCAAUGACUCUGAUUUGUUUAUAUACGCCCAGAUACUAGUGGUGCGUUCUGCCAACCGUAAACUUAUUCUGUCAGAUUCAGAAUCGCCU